Molecule: messenger RNA, 2887 nt
Organism: Neolamprologus brichardi
Lineage: Eukaryota; Metazoa; Chordata; Actinopteri; Cichliformes; Cichlidae
Product: multidrug and toxin extrusion protein 1-like
Biological process (GO): xenobiotic detoxification by transmembrane export across the plasma membrane
Cellular component (GO): membrane
Molecular function (GO): xenobiotic transmembrane transporter activity; antiporter activity
Source: RefSeq, a predicted model, not a curated record
ACUUUGUUUUGCUCCAAGGCAGCUGUGGCUGCAUCCUUUGCAGCAUCCUGGAGUGCAACUAAGAUGACUGUGUGAGAGUAUAGAGAAAGAUUUUAGUGGAAGAACAUACAUUUGCAUCUGGGGCUGCAGACAUGGAGAGGUCCAGCGGCAAACGUUUUUGUUGUAGACGGGUGUGCCACAGGGUUCCUGUGGCCCACAGAGAGGAACUGUACCACAUCCUGAAGAUGACAGGUCCUCUGCUGCUGUCUCGAAUCCUCAAUUACAUGCUUCCGUUUGUGGUUACAAUGUUCUGUGGCCGUCUGGGAAAUGACGUGAUGGCUGGCUAUGGAUUAGCUUCUGCUACAAUUAAUAUUACCACUGCAGCAACAGGAUAUGGUCUGGGACUGGCAUGUGAUACUUUGGUCUCUCAGACUUUUGGUGCUAAAAAUCUACUCCGGGUGGGCGUGAUCCUUCAGCGGGGCAUAAUCAUCCUCUUGUUGUUCUGUCUGCCUUGCUGGGGUCUCCUCAUUAAUGCUCAGGCCAUCCUAUUAUGUGUGGGCCAGGACCCUGAGGUGGCCAGAAUAGCCCAGCUGUAUAUUACUGCCUUCCUGCCUGCUGUACCAGCAAUGUUUCUACAUCAUCUUCAGGUGUCUUACCUGCAGAACCAGGGAAUAAUACUGCCACAAAUGUAUAGUGCUGCUCUGGCAAACAUUGCAAAUGUGGUGACAAACUAUAUUUUUAUUCACUGGCUGGAUCUGGGUGUUAGUGGCUCUGCAGCUGCAAAUACUCUGUCUCAGAUUUACAUCUGUACUUUUCUGUUUGCUUACAUUUUGUGGAAGAGGCUUCAUGUAACAACAUGGGGAGGCUGGUCUGUAGAAUCACUGCAGGACUGGGGCUCCUACAUGAAGCUGGCUAUUCCCAGUACAUUAAUGAAAUGCUUUGAGUGGUGGGUUUAUGAGUUUGGGGGAUUCUUUGCAGGAAUGCUGAGCGAAAAUGAGCUGGCAGCCCAGCACGCUGUCAUGAUGGUGACUGUCAUAACAUAUAUGUUCCCUCUUGGUAUUCAAGCUGCGGCAUGUGCCCGGGUGGGUAAUGCUCUUGGUGCAGGAGACACCGGCAGAGCACUCCUAACUAGCAAGAUGUCCCUGACUCUUGCAGGUAGCAUUGCAGUUGUAGAAGGCCUUGUCCUUGGCUCCGUCAAAACAGUGAUUGGCUUCAUCUUCACGUCAGAUGAGAAAAUCAUAGGUCUGGUCUCACAACUGAUGAAUGCUUACUGUUUCCUUCAGUUCUUUGAUGGUCUCGUGGUGAGUUUUAGUUACACUUGGCAGCGCGUGUAUGCUCCUAAAAGCAUGACAAGUAAAUCUAAUAUAAAGUUUAUCUCUGUUUCAUCCAAGUGUGUGUGCACGGGCAUUUUCUUAGGCACAGGGAAACAGAAGAUUCCAGCUGUGGCUAAUUUCAUUGGAUACUACUGCAUAGGGCUUUCUCUAAGUAUCACGUUGACAUUCGUUGCAAAACUAAGAGUGUUGGGUUUCUGGCUUGGACUGCUUGUUUGUGUCAUUUUACAAUCUACCUUCUACAUUAUUGUCAUCUUUAAGCUGAACUGGGAGAAAAUCACUGAGGAGGCUGUGAAACGGGCUCAGAAAAAUCCUUCGUUAUUAGGAAGAGCUCCCGUGACAGGCACUGUGGAUAACAGCACCCAAGAUCAAACAUCAAGUAAUCUGAUGGAUGGCUAUAUGUCUGUGAGCACCGAGUGCCAAGACAGGGGCACUGUGGUGCAGGAUCGAGAUGUGACACAGAAGCUGAAGGGCAGCCGCCUCUCCAUCACCCAACUGAUCCUCAGGCGAGGCCUCGUUAUGUUUGCUGCAGUUGCACUUCUUGCUGUGGGAGCAGGUGUUCACUUCCUUGUGCCUUUGCCCAAGACCAACUCUACUGUGGACUCGAUCAACACUACAUAUACUCCUGAUCAAAUUUUCUCCACCAUGUUGGUGCCAGAUGAAGAGUCAGAGUGAACAAUAGAUGACUGCAAUGAUUCUGUUUAAUGUUGUAAGUACAGAGAAUCUGAUAUUGCCUUCUCAAACCAGUUUUAGUUUGACUUGUUUGUCUCUGCAAGGUGUUGUAAACUGAGCACAGGCAAAUUUGCCAAAUACUCGUCAUGUUUAAGAGUAAUAUAAUGCUCGUUCGUUGAUUAAUCAAGAGACCAUUCAUUCAUUUCCUGCUCGUCUGCCUUUGUGCCUGCUUGUGCCAUCCGUCACUGUCUGCUUUGUGAUGCAAAUGCUAGCAUAUUACUGAGACCUCCCAGAAAAGCAGCACUGGAGACUCUGGAGUUAUUUCACUGAACGAGACAGACAUUACUCAUGUUCAGGUAGCCAAGUUGGUGAUAAGUAGGUUCAAAAUAAUACCAACAGCCAAGAUGAACAACAUGAAAGCUAGAGCCAAGCCUCUACGCAGAACCAGAGUCCUGAAAGAGAGCUCUCCUUCAGCUGUCCGCACUGUUGUUUCCACCUCAACAUCCAUCAGAUCAAUGGUGUCUGCUUGACCCACUGAGUUACCAGGGUCUUCUAGUUGGGUACCUGGACAUAAAUAUAUGCAAAUGUUCCAUAUUAGGGAUCAUGAAAUUAUAAUUGUUAUUCAAAAUAUUGUUCACAUUUUGGAAGUUUUCUAUAUUAAUUGCUGUAUAAUCAAUAUCUAAAAUCUCUGAAUUGUUUUUUGUUUGUUUGUUAGUUUUUUUAUGGUUCUAUCUGCUGAUCCAACUGAGUGUUUUUUUAGUGUUGCCAUAGACUGAAGUUAAAGAUGUUAAAGAACAUUUAAAAAAUAUGAAGAUCUUGGUUUCUGAUUGCUUAGCAAAUACCAAUUUGCAGACAACAAUUUGGACUUUGAACGUUUCAUACUUUUAGACCUUGCAUGAUUAAAA